CACGCGGAAGAAGGUCAGGAACAGCACUGGGAACAAGAUACGGAGCAGCGCUGGGAACAAGAUCAGGAGCAGCACUUGGAACAUAAUCAGGAGCAGCACAGGGAACAAGAUCAGGAGCAGCACUGGAAACAGGAUCAGGAGCAGCACUGGGAACAAGAUCAGGAGCAGCACUGGGAACAAGAUCAGGAGCAGCAUAGGGAACAAGAUCCGGAACAACACUGGCAACAAGAUCAGGAGCAGCACAGG
Chiloscyllium plagiosum (whitespotted bambooshark) is the source of this 246-nucleotide messenger RNA. Lineage: Eukaryota; Metazoa; Chordata; Chondrichthyes; Orectolobiformes; Hemiscylliidae. The record is from RefSeq and is a predicted model, not a curated record.